CGCGCCGCUCCGUGGGCCGCCGGAGCCGCACGUCGGGCCGCCCUCCUCUUCCUCCCCACCGCCGCCGCCUCUCGCUAUGAAUGCACGCCGGGCCCUGCUCUCCGCCGCCUUGCUCGCCAGCCUCCUCUGGGAUUUACCUUGCUGCCUCCCGGCUUCCCUCCCUGCCUCCUCGGAGCUCGCCUCUUCCUCCAAAGGUGGUCGCAGCCGCAGAGUGACGCGGUCCCCACGGGAAAACCGCCCGCGGCAAGGGGGACACGCCAUGGACCGGGCGCUCCCACGGGCGGAACCCCACGAGUACAUGCUGUCUCUGUUCAGGACUUACUCUAUCGCGGAGAAACUGGGCAUCAACGCCAGCUUUUUUCAGUCGUCCAAAUCCGCCAACACCAUCACUAGUUUUGUAGACAGGGGACGAGACGAUCUCUCGCCCGCUCCCUUGAGGCGGCAGCAGUAUGUGUUUGAUGUGUCGACCCUCUCGGAGACGGAGGAGCUCGUGGGGGCCGAGCUGCGGCUGUUCCGCCGGGCCCCCCAGGGCCGCCCGCCGCCCGCCGCCCCGCUGCACGUGCAGCUCUCCGCCUGCCUCUCGCCGCGACCGCUGGACUCCCGCGCCCUGGACCCGCGGGCGGCCUCGUCCUCCGGCUGGGAGGUAUUCGACGUGCGGCAGAGCCUGCGGGAGCAGCGGCCCUGGAAGCGGCUGUGCCUGGAGCUGCGGGCCCCGGCGGAGCGCGGGCCGCGGCGCUGGCUCGACCUGCGGGCCCUGGGCUUCGCGCGCCGGCCGCGGCCGCCGCAGGAGCGCGCGCUGCUGGUGGUCUUCACCCGCGCCCGGCGGCGGAGCCUGCUCGGGGAGCUGCGCGCCGAGCUGGGCGCGCCCCCGCCGCCCGCUGCCCGCCGCCCGCCGGCCCGGCGCCAGCGCCGCACCGCCUUCGCCAGCCGGCACGGCAAGCGGCACGGCAAGAAGUCCCGGCUGCGCUGCAGCAAGAAGCCGCUGCACGUCAACUUCAAGGAGCUGGGCUGGGACGACUGGAUCAUCGCCCCGCUGGAAUACGAGGCCCACCACUGCGAGGGCGUCUGCGACUUCCCGCUGCGCUCCCACCUGGAGCCCACAAACCACGCCAUCAUCCAGACCCUCAUGAACUCCAUGGACCCCGGCUCCACGCCGCCCAGCUGCUGCGUCCCCACCAAGCUGACCCCCAUCAGCAUCCUCUACAUCGACGCGGGCAACAACGUGGUGUACAAGCAGUACGAGGACAUGGUGGUGGAGUCCUGCGGCUGCAGGUAGCGGGCGGGACGCCCCUCGGCGGCGGCCGGGUCUGCGUCUGGCGGAGCUGCGGCGGC
Messenger RNA from Haemorhous mexicanus (house finch), 1332 nucleotides. It is a transcript of the gene GDF6, whose product is annotated as growth differentiation factor 6. Lineage: Eukaryota; Metazoa; Chordata; Aves; Passeriformes; Fringillidae. Gene Ontology annotation, molecular function: growth factor activity; cytokine activity. The record is from RefSeq and is a predicted model, not a curated record. Gene Ontology annotation, biological process: BMP signaling pathway; SMAD protein signal transduction. The transcript is spliced from 2 exons. Gene Ontology annotation, cellular component: extracellular region. The coding region runs from base 77 to 1276 and encodes 399 amino acids.